AUGGUGGAUAGUUCGGAAGCCCAUCAAAGUAGCGGAAAUGCUUCCCAUCAGGUAGAAGUUAGUACACCUCAGCCAGGAGAAAAAAGACCAGGCUGCAAUUCCAUCACCAGAUCAGAUGAAGGCCUAAGCGAAAAGGUAGCAGGUGAUAUUCCCCCAGAGGGAGGAUAUGGAUGGGUCUGUGUUGCCUGCGCUGGUCUGAUCAACGCCAACACUUGGGGCGUGAAUAGUUCGUAUGGGGUCUUUCUCUCGUAUUACCUAGAGAACGAUAUAUUCCCAAAUACAAGCCCAAUAGAAUAUGCCUUCACUGGCGGCUUGAGCAUGUCAUGCUGCCUGCUCAUCUCCCCCCUUGUCACUCAUAUGGUGCAUUUAUAUGGCAACCGAGCGGUCCUUAACUUCGGUGUCAUACUUCAGACGCUUUCGUUCAUCGGAGCGUCGUUCGCAACACAAAAAUGGCACAUAUUUCUCUCACAGGGUGUAUGCUUUGGUCUUGGAAUAGGUGUUAUCUUCGUCACAUCAGUGAGCAUAAUACCUCAGUGGUUCCGGCGCAAAAGAAGCAUUGCCAAUUCCAUCGCUGCUGCUGGCUCCGGCAUAGGAGGCCUUGCGUAUUCCCUUGCGGCGGGCUCACUCAUUCCUAAGGUAGGGCUAGGGUGGACUUUUCGUGUAUUGGGGCUAUGCUCAUUCGCAAUAAACUUGGUUGCCUCCAACCUGAUGCGCGAUCGGAAUAAAGCUGUGGGCAGCAGGUACCGUGCCUUUCACUUCCCACUGCUAAAACGGCCGGAGUUCCUCUUUCUUCAGGCAUGGGGUAUGCUCUCGCUGCUGGGAUAUGUUGUUGUCCUUUUCAGUUUACCAAACUUUGCUCUUUCGAUUGGCCUAUCCCAAAAGCAAGGCAGCAUUGCUGGUGCCCUGCUGAACUUGGGUCAAGCCAUCGGGCGUCCCAUUGUUGGCCUUUUCAGCGACAGGUACGGCCGACUCAACAUGGCUGUCCUGUUUACCAUCUUUUGUGGCCUUCUCUGCCUAGCUGUCUGGAUACCGGCAUCGAAUAUGGGUGUGCUUUCCUUCUUUGCCGUCAUAGUAGGCACCGUGGCCGGCACCUUUUGGACAACUAUUGUCCCGGUCUGUGCAGAAGUAGUCGGUAUGCGAGAACUCCCCGGCGGCUUAAGCAUUACCUGGGUCGCUAUGGUGCCUGCGACUACUGUGGCCGAGCCCAUUGCUCUCGUUCUCAGAAGCGGAUCCGGCUCGACGGGCUCUUAUACAUAUGCACAGGUUUUUGCUGGGCUUGUAUAUGUUGCUGCAGGGCUAUUUUUGCUGGUCGUUCGGGGCUGGAAGAUUGGAGAUAACGAGCAGAUCGAAAAGGCUGCGGCAGUCAAGAUGAAGACGCCUAGCAAUGCGGCAUCAAGUCAAGUUCUCACAACUCUUCAGAGCGCUAAGAUGGAUGAUCCUCUCACUGACAGUGCAACUGUUGAAUGCAGGAUGAGCCAUCCAGAAAACAACACUAACCGUCUACCUACCAGCGUGGAUGAGAAAAUUUGGUCGCUUCUGCCACUUACUCGGAGAAUGGUGGCUUGGAAAGUGGUGUAA
Nannizzia gypsea CBS 118893 is the source of this 1578-nucleotide messenger RNA. Its product is annotated as Mch2p. The transcript is spliced from 2 exons. Gene Ontology annotation, molecular function: transmembrane transporter activity. The record is from RefSeq and is a predicted model, not a curated record. Lineage: Eukaryota; Fungi; Ascomycota; Eurotiomycetes; Onygenales; Arthrodermataceae. Gene Ontology annotation, biological process: transmembrane transport. Bases 1 to 1578 code for a protein of 525 amino acids.